GUGUGGUCUUUUGGGCGCGCUGGGUGAACAACUAUUUGAAAGAAAAAUGGCGGAAAAGGAUUUUGAAGUUGGUCAAGACGGUUGCGGAAGUGUCGCCUUAGCUGACAGCCAGCGUGAGGCCAACCCAGGGAAACAGUCUUCGAAAAGAUGCUCUCCCACAAGUCCCGGUACAUCUCCCCCACCCAAGUCUCCCCGUACCGACAUGAUAUCACCCACAACAGAGACGCCAGAUGUGGCAAAAGGGCAACCAGACAUAGACGUCCAAGAGGUUCAGCCAGAAAAUAGUGAUGAGCAUACAGGUUCCUCUGUGAGCCCUACUGCACACAGGAAAUCCUGGAGGAGGUCUACUAUAAGCCGAAGAUCUCUCCCUGCACUUCCCAAUCCAUAUCAGGCUUUGUGUGGAAACAUAAGUACAUCCUUAUCACACCAUGAGAGGCUCGUGAAAUUAAUGGAGGCUUCGAUGAAGUUGGCAAUAGGAAGAACUCAAAAUCAGCUUCAGUCAGUGCCAGAUGCCUCAUUGGAGACUUUUCAAAAACAAGUUGAGCACAUCCAGAAAGAGUGCGGUUGCCUGGCCGAUAGCAUACACAAUGAAACACAUCAACAACCUUCUAGUGCAGCCAGAUCUAGUAACCCCGCAGUGCAAAAAGCCAUGGAGAAAUACCAAAGAGCCAUUAACAGGCUUCAGGCUGAAAGCGAAUCUUGGGAGACACUGCUGAACAAACACAGAAACAAAGCAAAGGAACUGGAAAUGAAGGUGGAGAAUGGCCAGGAGACGGGUGUAUCACUAGAGUCUAUGUCAGUGGCCCAGUCCUCACAGCACCUUUUCAUACAGAGUAAACCUGACUACCAGGCUGUCCUGUGUAAACAACAACCCCUACUUCACACCAUGUCCAUGAUUAUGGACACACAAUGUAAGAUGGUUAGAGAGCUUCUGUCCAUCAAAACACACUCUCAGUUAUUGGUGAAAGAAACUAGUGGCCGGCUGGCGGCAAAGGCUGGAUUUCAGGAUCUGUCAUCUGACGUGCUCAGGAAUCUUAUGACAGCACCUUUAUCCUCUGCAACUUCAUAAGGAAGGAAAUCAUUAGCAGUCUGGCUUCUGGUGGACUAUGGCUUUGUUUGGCUUAUAUAUUAUGCUUGUAUGUGUCUCUGUUAAUUUGACCAGUAUGUGAUUUUCUUGA
This is a messenger RNA of Neolamprologus brichardi, 1178 nucleotides long. It is a transcript of the gene dsn1, whose product is annotated as DSN1 component of MIS12 kinetochore complex. The record is from RefSeq and is a predicted model, not a curated record. Lineage: Eukaryota; Metazoa; Chordata; Actinopteri; Cichliformes; Cichlidae. Gene Ontology annotation, biological process: chromosome segregation; cell division. Gene Ontology annotation, cellular component: MIS12/MIND type complex.